CUGCGUCUCCACUCUGGAUCUGAACGGUCUGAGGGACUCUGUGCUGCUGUGUCUUAUGGUUUGAGGACAUUUAUUCUAGAGUAAUGGCGAAAGUGGGAGUUUGGUGCAUCCUUUUCUUCUCGGCUCUCUAUUCAAGUGCAGCCGCGCCGGAACAACGGCGAGCUGCGGAGGAACUAAGCCCUUCAGAGGAGGACAACCAGGAGAGCAUAUUAUCCCAGCUGCUGGGUGAUUAUGACAAAGUGAAAGCGCUUUCGGAAGGCGCUGACUGUGGCUGUAAAUGUGUUGUCAGAGCCGUGAGCAGGAGCGCCUGCGGCGAGACGGGGGAGCUCGGCCACUCCUACAGCGUGGAGACCCUCAGCUCGGGCCCACACUGCAAGUGCACCUGCGUGGCGCCGCCGUCCGCGCUCAACCCUUGUGAGGGCGACUUCAGGCUGAAGAAGCUUCGGGAAGCCGGCAAGGAAAACAUCAAGCUCUCCACCAUCAUCGAGCUGCUGGAGGGGUCCUUUUACGGCAUGGACCUGCUGAAGCUACACUCGGUCACCACUAAGCUCCUGGAGCGGGUGGAGAACAUCGAGAGGAUAGUGUCUCAGAAUCACACUGAUUCAAAGGCAGAGGUAGGAAGUGUGUCACCAAAACCAGAAACAACAGGAGGAGCCCUGUCUUCUACUGCAUCUCCACCACGACAGGAGAAGAGGAAGCGACUGAGUGAAAUGAGCGGCGAGGCUGCAGUUUAUCAGCACACAGAGAAUAAAUAUGAGGAGAGGUUUGUUGGAAGCCUGCUGAAGAAGAGGCUACCAGAACCAGAAGAUGCUGUUAAGGUCUUACGAGAACAAGAGCGUCAUGGGAGGGAGCAGAACCCAAAGAUGAUUGUCAGGGGGAUCACAUACUAUAAAGCUGACCCAGUGGACGAGGCGGAAACAGACAUGCCGGAAGAUGAAAGCCACAGUGGUGACAGUCCUGUAGAUCUCUUUGCAGAGGAGCAGCUUCUUCAACCCGUUGCCCCUGCCUUCAGGCCUGUAAUACGAGCAUGGUCAGUUCCAGCUAAACCCAAAACCAAAGACGAAGAAGUCGCACACAGCAAGCCAGAGUCUCAAGUGGUAGAAUCUGACUCUUCUCUGCCUGUGAAGAUGAAAACACUGGAUGAUCCAGAGCCUGGAAUGGCAAAAACCUCCCAGUCUACCAUGGGGAAUUCUACUGAGCUGAGAGCCUUAAGAACCCCAACUACUACAGAGAAAUUCAAAGAUGUCAGGCCCACGGCACUGACCACACCUCAGAACCUCUCCGGAACCGAGGAAGGAAGAGAGCAGAAGCAUGUUGUCCCACAAGCUCGGAACAUCCUGGCCAAGCCAUCCACUUUGAGUCAUGUAAAGACGAAGGAGUCAACUUCAAUUGUCCCUGAAAUGACCACAAAUACGGGACAGACUGCAGCCACUGUCGUCAGUCAGCGAAACCACAAGACGAGUACACCCACCUCCGGAGAGAACUUCAUCCAGGACCUCGCCAGAGAACCAGAAAUCAUACUAACAAGGACAACACGGUCACCAACCACUCAGACACAAGCUAUUACCCCGCCAGCAACGUCUCCCACCACAAUCACAGAUGCCGCUGCUGGCUCAACAGCUACGACCACAAACUCUGAGUUGGUCACUGCUGGCACAACAGCUAGUACCUCAAAUCUUCAGACUUUAACAGCUACUGUUAUGACUACACCACGUGUAACUGGGAGUAAACCUUAUUCCACCACAGCAGCACCCAUAGCAACUCGCAGGCCAAUCACUACUUCAGCAGCACCCAUAGCAACUCGCAGGCCAACCACUACUUCAGCAGCACCCUUGAUGACCACUACCACCACUAUGACUGCUACCACCAGCACACCUGCCAAACGCAAGUACAGCAUCAGCUGGGAUGAAGAAGAGGAAGUGGAGGAAGUGACCGAAGUGGAGCCAAAGAUCGUUAAAACUGCGGUGAAGGAGAUCUUAAAGGAGAAACCAAAAAGGCGGCCAGGAGAUUGCAAAGACACACUGGCCACGAUCUCAGAACCCGUCACGCACAACACGUACGGCCGUAAUGAAGGAGCCUGGAUGAAAGACCCACUGGCUCGCGACAACAAGAUCUACAUCACUAAUUAUUACUAUGGCAACCACCUGCUGGAGUUCCAGAACAUGGAUGUCUUCAAACAAGGACGCUUCACCAACUCCUAUAAGCUGCCCUACAGCUGGAUCGGCACCGGCCACGUGGUCUACAAUGGCGCUUUUUUCUACAACCGUGCCUUCUCCCGUGACAUCAUCAAGUAUGACCUGCGGAUGCGCUACGUGGCGGCCUGGACCAUGCUGCACGACGCCGUGCUGGAGAACGACGAGGUGGCGUCCUGGCGAUGGAAGGGUCACUCUGAAAUGGACCUUGCAGUCGACGAGAGCGGGCUGUGGGUGAUCUACCCGGCGCUGGACGACGAGGGCUUCCUGCAGGAGGUGAUCGUCCUGAGUCGCCUCAACCCGAUCGACCUGAGCACGCAGCGCGAGACCACUUGGAGGACCGGACUCCGCCGCAACCGAUACGGCAACUGCUUCAUCGUCUGUGGAGUCCUGUAUGCUACGGACAACUACAAUCAGCAGGACAACAACCUGAGCUACGCCUUUGACACACACACCAACACGCAGAUGAUCCCUCGGCUGCCCUUCAACAACAACUACACCUACAUCACUCAGAUUGACUACAACCCCAAAGAGAGGGUGCUGUACGCCUGGGACAACGGCCACCAGGUCACGUAUAAUGUCCAAUUUGCAUAUGUAGACCCUCUUUAGACAGUUUAGACAUGGGUCACAGAGGGUCACUGUAUAGAACCGAUGUGUUUGGGGGGGGACUAAGCACAUCAAGCGUAAUGUGGAUUGUAGAGCAGUCUACUUAGCAUUUUUCAUGACAUAUUAACACUCAUAUAGCUGAAUGCGCUUUACUGAUGUUUUUACCUGUUAUUGGAAGUUGUGGGUGAUGUUUUCAUGGUAUUAACAUCACCUCAGUGCUUAGAAUUCGGCUCAACAUUUGUUAGGAAAUGGGAAAUUAGUUUGUUCAGUGUUAGGAGGAACAUUUCAACCAGAUGUUUUUUUUU
Colossoma macropomum (tambaqui) is the source of this 3103-nucleotide messenger RNA. RefSeq names its product olfactomedin-like 2Ba (gene olfml2ba). The record is from RefSeq and is a predicted model, not a curated record. The transcript is spliced from 8 exons. Gene Ontology annotation, biological process: signal transduction. The coding region runs from base 84 to 2801 and encodes 905 amino acids. NCBI's taxonomy places the organism in Eukaryota, Metazoa, Chordata, Actinopteri, Characiformes, Serrasalmidae.